AUGACAAUGAACAAUACUAAUGACUUGUCAGAGAAGAAACCUUUCAGGAUCUUUAUAGGUUACGAUGCACGAGAAGAUCUUGCUUACAAAGUCUGUCAUCACUCAAUCACCAAAAGAUCUUCAAUACCUGUUGAGAUCAUACCAAUAGUUCAACAAGAUCUUAGAAAGAAAGGUUUGUAUUGGAGAGAAACAGGUCAGCUAGAGAGCACUGAGUUCUCUUUCUCUCGUUUCUUGACUCCUCAUUUAUCAGAUUACCAAGGUUGGGCUAUGUUCAUCGAUUGCGAUUUCCUCUACCUUGCUGAUAUUAAAGAACUCACUGAUUUGAUCAAUGAUGAAUAUGCAAUCAUGUGUGUUCAAAAUGAUUACACACCUAAGGAGACAAGUAAGAUGGAUGGCGCGGUUCAAACUGUUUACCCGAGGAAGAACUGGUCUUCUAUGGUUCUUUACAAUUGUGGACAUCCUAAGAACAAGACCUUGACACCUGAAGUUGUUAAUACUCAGACAGGUGCCUUUCUCCAUAGGUUCCAGUGGCUUGAGGAUGAAGAUAUUGGGUCUAUUCCUUUUGUUUGGAACUUUCUUGAAGGGCACAAUAGUGUUGUUGAGAAUGAUCCAACCACUCAGCCUAAGGCGGUUCAUUAUACUCGAGGAGGGCCUUGGUUUGAUGCUUGCAAGGAUUGCGAGUUUGCGGAUCUUUGGCUUAAUGAAUUGGAAGAGUACAACAAAGAGAACAAGAAAGAAGGCGAUAGCGCAAAUUAG
This is a messenger RNA of Capsella rubella, 756 nucleotides long. RefSeq names its product protein CDI. NCBI's taxonomy places the organism in Eukaryota, Viridiplantae, Streptophyta, Magnoliopsida, Brassicales, Brassicaceae. The transcript has a single exon. The coding region runs from base 1 to 756 and encodes 251 amino acids. The record is from RefSeq and is a predicted model, not a curated record.